Molecule: messenger RNA, 3028 nt
Organism: Astyanax mexicanus (Mexican tetra)
Lineage: Eukaryota; Metazoa; Chordata; Actinopteri; Characiformes; Acestrorhamphidae
Gene: bmal1b
Product: aryl hydrocarbon receptor nuclear translocator-like 1b
Exons: 20
Coding region: 254-2146 (630 amino acids)
Biological process (GO): circadian rhythm; regulation of transcription by RNA polymerase II
Cellular component (GO): nucleus; transcription regulator complex; cytoplasm
Molecular function (GO): RNA polymerase II cis-regulatory region sequence-specific DNA binding; DNA-binding transcription factor activity, RNA polymerase II-specific; protein dimerization activity
Source: RefSeq, a predicted model, not a curated record
GGUGCGCUGCUGAUUCCAGUGCAGAGGGAAAGUGGGUCAGUGUGAAUAUGUACAGUCGCUGCGUUACUGCGUGAAUAGGAUCGCUGUGCUGCCUUUUACCGGUUUAGUGCCUGCCCGCAUGUCUGCACUUCAAGACUGAUUCUGAGGACUAGACUCUACUCUGUUAUUAAGAUUCACUGUGAGUGUCCUUACCUCGCCCACAGCGGAGCUCGUGAUACAGCUUCAUAAGAUGGUCUGAUAAACAUCGAUCCUCAUGAAUCUCUGUGACGAUCUAAUGGCAGACCAAAGAAUGGACAUUUCCUCCACGAUGAAUGAGUUCAUGUCACCCAGCUCUACUGACCUCAUCAGCAGCUCCAUCGGCACCCCGGGGAUGGAGUACACCCGCAAGAGGAAGGGCAGCUGCACCGACUACCAAAUUGAUGGAUUUUCAUUUGAUGACAAUAUGGACACGGACAAGGACAAGCAACUUGGAAGGGACUGCAUGGAUCAGCAAGGCCGGAUAAAGAAUGCUAGGGAGGCUCACAGUCAGAUAGAGAAGAGACGGAGGGACAAGAUGAACAGCUUCAUUGAUGAGUUGGCCUCGCUCGUGCCUACCUGCAGUGCCAUGUCCCGCAAACUGGACAAGCUGACUGUGUUACGCAUGGCUGUGCAGCACAUGAAAACAUUACGAGGUGCCGCAAACCCUUACACUGAAGCUAACUACAAACCGGCCUUUCUGUCGGAUGAUGAGCUGAAGCAUUUAAUUUUAAGGGCUGCCGAUGGCUUUCUGUUUGUUGUGGGCUGCGACCGGGGGAAGAUUCUGUUCGUUUCAGAGUCUGUGUACAAAAUUCUGAACUACAGCCAGAACGACCUGAUUGGCCAGAGCUUGUUUGAUUACUUGCAUCCUAAAGACAUUGCCAAAGUCAAGGAGCAGCUGUCCUCUUCUGACACCGUGCCAAGGGAGCGGCUCAUCGAUGCCAAAACUGGGCUUCCAGUGAAGACGGACAUCACCCCAGGACCGUCCCGGCUGUGCUCCGGGGCCCGUCGCUCUUUCUUCUGCAGAAUGAAGUGCAACAGGCCAUUGGUCAAGAUGGAGGACAAGGACUUCCCCUCAACUUGCUCCAAAAAGAAAGCUGAUCGCAAAAGCUUCUGCACCAUCCACAGCACGGGCUACCUGAAGAGCUGGCCUCCCACCAAGAUGGGCCUGGAUGAGGACAGUGAGCCCGAUAAUGAAGGCUGUAACCUCAGCUGCCUGGUGGCCAUUGGCCGGCUGCACCCCCACAUAGUGCCCCAGCCCAUGAACGGGGACAUUCGCGUCAAGCCCACCGAGUACAUAUCACGCCACACCAUUGAUGGCAAGUUUGUCUUUGUGGACCAGAGGGCUACUGCCAUUCUCGCAUAUUUACCCCAGGAACUGCUGGGGACGUCUUUCUACGAAUAUUUCCACCAGGACGACAUCGGGCACCUCGCUGAAUGCCACAGACAAGUGCUGCAGAUGCGAGAGAAGAUCAACACUAACUGUUACAAGUUUAAGAUUAAAGAUGGCUCCUUCAUCACUCUGAGGAGCCGCUGGUUCAGUUUCAUGAACCCCUGGACUAAAGAGGUGGAGUACAUCGUCUCCACAAACACUGUGGUCUCGGGCAGUACACUGGAUGGUGCGGACCCCAGCUAUCCUCAGCUCGCUGCCUCCCCCCAGAGCAUGGACAGCGUUCUCACAACCGAGGGCUCAGGGAAGCGGGUGCUGCAGACGGUCCCUGGUAUUCCUGGUGGAACGAGAGCCGGAGCGGGGAAGAUCGGGAGGAUGAUCGCGGAGGAGGUGAUGGAGAUCCACAGGAUACGAGGCUCAUCUCCUUCCAGCUGUGGCUCCAGCCCCCUCAACAUCACCAACAGCACACCCCCUCCAGACACCUCUUCUCCAGGGGGCAAGAAGAAUGGUGGAACUCCGGACAUUCCUUCAGCAGGCAUGGACUCCAUAGGAUACCCUUAUUCAAACAACUCCCUAUUAAGUGAUAAUUCCCACAUCGGCAUCAGCGACAUCAUGGACGACCCUGGCUCCAGCAGCCCCAGCAAUGACGAAGCAGCGAUGGCGGUGAUCAUGAGCCUGCUGGAGGCCGACGCCGGACUGGGUGGACCUGUGGACUUCAGUGACCUCCCCUGGCCUCUGUGAGAGGAGCCUGAUUCUCUGAGGGAUCAGACACAGCAGAUUGAGAACUGCACUCUGUCUCCAGCUUGUGUCUGCAUUAUCCGGGCCAGGUUUUCCAGAAGCAUCGCAGCCUAUUGAUCGCCGUGCGGGAAGAGCAGUCUCUGUAAGCGCUAUUACCAUAGAACUGUAGUUACGCUGCAGAGCUUUUCGGAAACGCAGGCCGGACGCGGCACCGGCAGCCGGCAGCCAGCAGCCGCCACUACAGCAGAAACAAGCCUCCUAUUGACUUUCCACAACACAAAGCAUUUCGCUUUCUCUCUCAACGUGAAGACGCCUAGAAAUAAAUCCAGCACACAAACAUUUUGGACUUGCUGGUGUUUUAUAUAUAUAAAUAUAUAUGAAUGUAUAUAUAUAUGUAUAUGUAUGUGUGUAUUCAUGUAAAUCACUCUGGACUCCUCCCGGUUCUCUGUAUAUGGCACGUCUGUUCUUUCCUGUAUUUUUGAUGUACUCACACACACACACAUCUCUAACGUAUAAAAGUCGUUUUUCUCAGAAUAUAUAUAUGGUAUUAUAAGUGUAUUGUAAGGGCAGUGACAUAUUUUUAAAAUAAAAAUACUCCUUUCUCUUGAUGUUGAUUAUUUUUGGGGAUGUCUGUACAGUGUGUAUAUAUUCUUAUAUCUGCAUUUUUUAUCAAUAGAAAUGCUCCAAAAUGAGGAAAGAAAAAGGAGCCUCAUUAACAGACAUGCAUAUCGUCGCUGUCCAAUGAAAAAUCUCCAUUUUUGACCAUUUUUAGUUUACUACAUAAUUUAAGCAGACAAACUGUCCCUUACACUGUGUCAAACUUCUCGAUGAACGGACCAAUAGAAACUCUUCAAAAUGACCUGAAAUAAACUCUUUUUACAUUGA